Messenger RNA from Linum tenue, 917 nucleotides. The record is from the annotation of a GenBank genome assembly. NCBI's taxonomy places the organism in Eukaryota, Viridiplantae, Streptophyta, Magnoliopsida, Malpighiales, Linaceae.
CUCUUCCAAUCCCAAACAGAAACACAAUCCUUAAAAAAAACAUAAUAACAAAACAAUGGAGAAGGUUUUCAUCCUAGCAUCAGCCCUCUGCUUCCUAGGCCUGCUCGGCACGGCCAAUGCCGACUCCUUCACCGUCGAAGGCAAGGUCUACUGCGACACCUGCCGCACCCAGUUCAUCACCAAGGUCACCGUGUUCAUGCCAGACGCUGUGGUGCGUCUUGAGUGCAAGGACCGUGAGGGAGGGUCCAUAACCUUCAGUGCGGACGCCAUCACCGACCCGCACGGCGUGUACCACAUACCGGUGCAGGGCGACCACGAGGACGAGAUCUGCGAGGUGUUCCUAGUCAAGUCCUCGAGGCCGGGCUGCGACCAAAUCCCCAAGCCGGAGAAAAACAAGGAGGAUUCGGCUAGGGUCAGCAUCACAAAGAACGAUGGGAUAGUCUCCGGUGUGAGGAGGGUCAGCCCCAUGGGGUUCUUGAUAACCAAGGCUCUGCCUGAGUGCCCCGAGGUCCUCAGGGAGCUCGGUAUCACGCCUCAAGGUCUCGUCCCAUAAGUUUAUAAUUUAUAAGUAAAUAUAAAAAAGAUCGUAUGUCGCAAAAAAAAAUGUUUAUUCAUUUUUUCCGAUUUCAUGUUUAAUUAUGUUUUCAUAUAUGUCGUAAAUUUGUGUUUGUAAAAGGAGGGGGGUUCGGGGUGGUUAAAUGUCGUUGUUGACUCUAUGUUGACUCCUCUGAAUUGAUAUAUGCUCAGUAUAUGUUAAUUCGUUGGGAUAUCCUUGUUUGGUGAUGGUGAAAGUGAUGAUAUAUUGUUGAAACAAAAUCACAUGAAAAAUUAUCCUUAAAUUGAAAUCACAAUGUAAUGCCAAAGAGGGUUUUAUUGUUAUACAAUUGUUAUCGAGCAAGAUUUAAUUAAAAGCACCU